Parascedosporium putredinis is the source of this 3735-nucleotide messenger RNA. NCBI's taxonomy places the organism in Eukaryota, Fungi, Ascomycota, Sordariomycetes, Microascales, Microascaceae. The record is from the annotation of a GenBank genome assembly.
AUGGUCGAACACUCCCCUCGGGGAAUCCAUUCCCGCCUCCAGUCCACCGCCGACGCCUUGAUGACCAAUGCCGCGACGGCCACCCCCCUCUUCCUGGCCUCGUGCGUCAACAUUGCCGAAGCCGCCCAGAACCAACCCCGAGCCGAAGCCGCUCAUAAUAACCACCACACCGUGGAGCCGCCCCUGGCUGCUCAGAUCAACCGACAGGUCGCUGCAGACGACAUCGACGACGCGCUCAACGAGUGGGCUCAUACCGUGAUCCAGCCCGGUUCCGUCAAGUCGAACCCCAACCCAGCCCGCAAGAACGCGCCCGAAGCGCCCUCUCCUCCCCCUCUCACCCCUAUAACCACCACCCGUUCGAGCACCGCCCGCAGGACUCCGACCCAGCGCCUCGGCAGCCGCCGGGGCUCUGGGCUCGCUUCGCCGCAGAGUGCGCGGAGUCUUGCGGACUGGGAAGUGGAAGACUUUGUUCUUAUGGCGACCGUCGAUGGAGAUCUCUACGCCUCUGACCGUAAGACGGGCCAGAAGCGCUGGCAUCUCGAAGCCGAUCAGCCCCUGAUCGAAACUAGCCACCAUCGCGCCAACACCUCCACCCUCGAUGACGAUUACCACCCCGUCGACCACUACAUCUGGGCCGUCGAGCCCAGCCGCGACGGCAGCCUGUACCUCUGGAUUCCGGCUGCUCCGGAGCCCACCCUCGUCAAGACAGGCUUGACCAUGAAGAAGCUCGUCGAGGAGCUCGCCCCCACGCCAUCGAUGACCCCCGUUGCCUAUCUGGGCGAGAAGAAGACGACCAUGAUGACGCUGGACGCCGCUACCGGCCGCGUCCUCAAGUGGUUCGGCACUAGCGGGUCCCAGGUCAACGACGCCGAGAGCUGCUUCCGCCCCAACGCCAUUUACGAGGAGGAGGAAUGCAGCUCCUCGGGCACCAUUACUCUCGGCCGCACCGAAUACACGGUCGCCGUCCAGCGACGGGACGGACGGCCCAUCGCCACCAUCAGGUACGCCGAGUGGGUCCUCAACACCUUUGACCACGACCUGCUCCAGCAGUACAACAUGCCCCUGGACCAGUGGUACAUUACUAGCCAGCACGACGGCAUGGUCUACGCCUUCUCCAGCGACCGGGACAACGUGCCGCUGGCCAUCGACAACGACGACGACACCCCCACCUGCGCCCUUUGCUCAAGAACAAGUUCCCCAGCCCCCUCCGGCAACAGCGACCGGGACUCGGAGCUCAUCAUCCUCCCCCAGCCCCCGCCGCCGCCCCACGACGCGCGCGCGGUGUACGAGCGCGGCAACAACGUGUUCCUCAACCGCACCGACGAGGGCAGCUGGUACGCGCUGUCGGGCCAAGCGUACCCCCUGAUCCUCUCGGCCCCGACGGCCAAGAUUGAGCGGCCCGAGUGGUGGCAGCUCCGCCAGUCCAUCGACACCCUCUCGCCGGACCAGUUUACCGGCGCGCUCAUCGGCACCCACCACCUCGACAUGGUGAGCGGGCCCGGCGGCGAGCACUACCACCCGCCUACCCUGCCCCCGGCGCAGAUUGGAAGCUCGCGCGAGUCGGAGAACGAGUCGGUGCUGCGCCCGCCGCCGCUGUCCGCGGAGGACGACUACCCGCGCACCAUUGGGUCCCGGGUCAAGACGUUCCAGCAGGCGGCUGUGGACAAGCUCAUGGCGUGGGUGAUGAACGAGGUGUGGAUUCCCAUCUUUGUCAUUCUCAUCAUUGUCUACCAAAAGGAACUCCGUCGGCAGUGCAGGCGUCUCGCCAGCAGGCGAUUCUGGGUGGAGUCGGGCUUCCUGCCCAAGAGAAUCGCGGCCAUGGAGCACGACUCGGACUCGGAGUCGGAGGAGAAGCCUGUUGGGAAGCCGUCGGCGGCGACCGCCAGGUCUGUGGAGAAGAAGCCUGAGCGCGAGCCCGAGGCUGUGCCCGAGGCGGCUGCACAACAGCAGGCUGACAAGGAGUUGACGCCCGCUGCCGAGCCCGAGAGCGUGUCGGAGGAAAACUCGUCGCCGGCACCCGAGGAUGAUAGCGUGGCGGAUUCGGCGUCGUCUCGCGCAGAUUCGGCCGAGGCCGAGGCCUCGUUGGGUGAUCGCGUGGCGGAGAAGGGAAGCCUGCCCGUGUUGCCUGAAGAGGACGAAUCGCACCGACAGGAACCGAGCAAGGAGGCUGAGGCCGAGGUGGAAGCCGUUACGACGGUGGCUCGGCCUAGUAAGCGGCGGACGGAUGGCCAAGUCAACGAUGUACCUGUAGAAAAGGAGAAGAAGAAGGCGCACCGCGGCCGUCGCGGGGGCGUGAAGCACCGCAAGAAGGAUAAGAAGAGGGAGGCGUCGGAGGAGUCGCCGACACGGACUGAUCCGAUGACGGCGGUAGAGGACGCUGUAGACAAGGUGAUUCGUCUCCGCGAGCCGGCGAACAUGGAACCCGACGUGCACACGCUCCCCGACGACAUGCAGUCGGUGGCGGGUCCCAUUAUCCGCAUGGGCAAUAUCGAGGUGGACAUGAACGAGCACUUGGGCACUGGCAGCAACGGCACGCUUGUGUUCUCGGGCAAGUUUGACGGGCGGGUGGUGGCGGUCAAGCGCAUGCUCAUCCAGUUUUACGACAUUGCGUCGCAGGAGACCAAGUUGUUGCGGGAGAGCGACGACCACCCCAACGUGAUCCGGUACUUUGCGCAGCAGGUGCGCGACGGGUUCCUCUACAUUGCGCUGGAGCGGUGCGCGGCUUCGCUGGCCGACGUGAUUGAGAAGCCGCACAUGUACGCGGACGUGGCUCAGGCGGGCAGGAAUGACAUUCCCGGCGUGCUCCUGCAAAUCACCAACGGCAUCAGCCACCUGCACAGCCUCCGCAUCGUGCACCGCGACCUCAAGCCGCAGAACAUCCUGGUCAACAUGGGCAAGGAUGGGCGACCCAGGCUUUUGGUGUCGGACUUUGGCCUGUGCAAGAAGUUGGAGGGCGGGCAGUCGUCGUUUGGCGCGACGACGGGCCGGGCGGCGGGCACGUCGGGAUGGCGGGCGCCAGAGCUCCUCAUCGACGACGACGGAUCGGUGAUGGCGGACAGCACGCACAGCGGGUCCGGGUCGGUGCUGGUGGGGGACCACAACAUGCUGCCCAAGAGCCGGGCGACGCGGUCGAUUGACAUCUUUAGCCUGGGCCUCGUCUUCUUCUACGUGCUGACCAACGGCUGCCACCCGUUUGACUGCGGGGACCGGUACAUGCGGGAGGUCAACAUCCGCAAGGGCAACUACAGCCUGGACCUGUUGGACUCGCUCGGGGACUUUGCCUACGAGGCCAAGGACCUGGUGAGCUCGAUGCUGAGCCAGGACCCCAAGACGCGGCCGACGGCGCGGGAGGUGAUGGCGCACCCGUUCUUCUGGACGACCAAGACGCGGCUGCAGUUCCUCUGCGACGAGCUGGAGGCGCACGCGCCCGACGUGACGCGGGGCGAUUUCCUCAAGCACCUCCCGCGGGACUUUAUCGACUCGCUGGGCAAGCAGCGCAAGUACACGGGCUCGCGGCUCCUGGACCUGCUGCGGGCGCUGCGCAACAAGAAGAACCACUACGAGGACAUGCCGGAUUCGCUGAAGCGGUCGAUUGGUUCGUUGCCCGACGGGUACUUGGCGUUUUGGACGGUGCGGUUCCCGAAGCUGUUGCUGGUGUGUUGGAAUGUGGUGUAUCAGGUGCAGUGGGAUUCGGCGGAUCGGUUCAAGGAGUAUUAUGAGCCUGUGAGGACGUGA